Cynara cardunculus var. scolymus (artichoke) is the source of this 1080-nucleotide messenger RNA. Its product is annotated as transcription factor bHLH35-like. The transcript is spliced from 5 exons. The record is from RefSeq and is a predicted model, not a curated record. Gene Ontology annotation, biological process: regulation of DNA-templated transcription. Lineage: Eukaryota; Viridiplantae; Streptophyta; Magnoliopsida; Asterales; Asteraceae. Gene Ontology annotation, cellular component: nucleus. Bases 178 to 879 code for a protein of 233 amino acids. Gene Ontology annotation, molecular function: DNA-binding transcription factor activity; sequence-specific DNA binding; protein dimerization activity.
GCUGCUCUAAACCCAACUCCGUCCAACCAAUUUCAUUAAAUUUAACGUCUGUGUGGACCUCCUUUUAACAAAUAGAAACACCCACUCACUAUAAAUAAGCUACUUGUCCUUGCCUAAAAAAGAAGCACCAUACCCUUUCUCUCCCUAUAAUUCACCACUUGCUUUUCAAAUUCUUCCAUGGAAGCAUACUGGGAAUCCUUCCUUCAAGCAGAUGAUUGCAGUUGGGGGAUAUUAGAAGAAACGUUCUCGGGCUACUACUCAAGCUCCCCCGACGGACCUCAGUCGUCGGCAACCUCCAAAAACAUCGUCUCCGAGAGGAAUCGAAGGAAGAAGUUGAAUGACAGGCUCUUUGCACUUAGAGCAGUGGUCCCUAAUAUUAGUAAGAUGGAUAAGGCUUCGAUAAUCAAAGACGCAAUUGAUUAUAUUCAAAUGUUGCAAGAUCAAGAGAGAACGAUCCAAGCGGAACUAAUGGAGCUUGAGUCUCGAAAAUUAGAGCUCGAAAGUUUGGAUUUCUGUCACGAGACGGAGUUUCUGUCAAUGGAGAGAUCAAAGAAGAAAAAGCUUGAACAAGCCUUCGACUCGAGUGGAUCAAGAACAUAUCCCAUCCAGGUUAUACAAUUAUCGGUAUCAUAUGUGGGAGAGAAGACAGUGUUGGUGAGUUUGAAAUGCAGUAAAAGAAGAGACACCAUUGUGAAGCUUUGUGAGGUGUUUGAAUCUUUGAAGCUCAAGAUUGUGACGGCCAACAUCUCUUCUUUUUCUGAAAGCCUCUUCAACACUCUCUUUGUUCAGGCUGACGAGAAAGAGACAGAUAUUUUGAGGGUACAAAUUGAAGCAGCCAUAUCUGCCCUAAAUGACCCUCAAAGUCCAAUGAGUAUGUAAAAUAGACGAAAUCUAUGGUCAUCAUCAAUAACGAUUAGACAAUCCAUUUUUUCCUUCUUUUAUGUAAAGGGUAUAAUUAUGAUUACAAAUAGAAAAUUUGUACCAUCACAUAUUUUUUCUAUGUAUAAGAGUGUUUAGUUUGAUGGUAAAUCAAAUGUAUGCAUAGAUUUGCCCUUUAAAUAACCUCCAUAAUCUUAUUAA